Messenger RNA from Eurytemora carolleeae, 633 nucleotides. RefSeq lists its product as uncharacterized. The record is from RefSeq and is a predicted model, not a curated record. The transcript has a single exon. Bases 1 to 633 code for a protein of 210 amino acids. Lineage: Eukaryota; Metazoa; Arthropoda; Copepoda; Calanoida; Temoridae.
AUGUGCAGGUUUAGAUUAGUUUCAUAUCUUCCUCUGGUUAUGCUUGGUCUCCGGAGUGUUCCUAAAGAAUAUUCAGCCGUCUCUGCAGCAGAAGCAGUUUUUGGUUCAUCUUUAACACUGCCAGAAAAAUUUUUAACCAGGCAAGAACUGCCCUUUGUUGAAUUUCUCCAGAGAAUCCAAGAUAUCCUGAAGAAAAAUCCCAUUUCUCUAACUGAUUAUCAAUCAGUCCCAAUUUCUACAAGUUUAGAUAAAAUUCCUAAAAGUUUAGAACCCUGUACUCAUGUGCUCAUCAGAGAAGAUAUGUCAAAACCUCCUUUGCCUCAGUUGUACAGAGGUCCGUUCUUGGUAGUUUCUCAUACUCCAAAGUAUUUUACUGUACAGAUUGGUUCCAGGAUAGAUUCAGUCUCCGUAGAUCAUCUAAAACCAGUCCUGUCUGAAGUCCCUGUUGUUGCUCAGUUGCCACCUUGCACAGGCAGACCUCCAAGACCUCCUACUCUGAUGUCUCUUGCUCCAAUAUCUCCAGUUUCGAUGUCUCCAGCUCCAAAAACAGUAUGUCAGACACCUCCUCCAAUAGCUGUGAACAAGAGGAAGAAAGUUUGCUUAUCUCCUGUGUUAAAAUCCUCCAGUUUGUGA